Ilex paraguariensis (yerba mate) is the source of this 774-nucleotide messenger RNA. NCBI's taxonomy places the organism in Eukaryota, Viridiplantae, Streptophyta, Magnoliopsida, Aquifoliales, Aquifoliaceae. The record is from the annotation of a GenBank genome assembly.
AUGGGUAAGUACAUGAGGAAGUCAAAGACAACAGGGGAGGUGGUUCUCAUGGAGGCAUCUCUAGGCGUUCGUACAAGGGCUAAAACCCUAGCUUUGCAACGCUUGCAGAAAUCCGCCGCGGCGGCGGCGGCGGUGGAGAACUCCGGCGGGUCAUACCUUCAGCUGAGAAAUCGACGACUUGUAAAACCCCCAAUCCAUGUGGCCCACAGCGAUACGAAAAGACAGAGACAGCCUCCGAAAGAAAGUAAUUUACCGAGCCCUGGACCUGAAAACCCUAACCCAAACCAUAGUUUUAGAGCCAGUUCGAGGUUGAGAAUUGGGUCUUCUGUAAAUUCUGGGUCAUUGAACAAUGAGGAGGGUUGCAUGGAGGAAGAAGAAAAGGUGGUGGGUAAAGUGGGGGAUACAGAGAAUAACGAAAACGACAACAAAGAGAAAAGUUGUGAUGGGGUUGUUGAAGCUUCUUUUGGAGAGAAUAUGUUGGAAUUUGAAGGUAGAGAAAGGAGUGCUAGGGAGACCACACCUUGUAGUUUGAUAAGGGAUCCAGACACUAUUAGAACUCCUGGUUCUACUACUAGACCAACCAGUUCAACUCAGGCCAAUAGUAGCGUACAAAAUUCAUUGCGAAGACACAUUCCAACGGCACAUGAAAUGAAUGAUUUCUUUUCCGGCCCAGAAGAAGAGCAGCAAAGACAAUUUGUUGAGAAGUACAACUUCGAUCCUGUGAAGGACAAGCCCCUUCCUGGCCGAUACGAAUGGGUAAAACUGGAUCCUUGA